UUCAUUGACACCCUUCGCACUCAUCUCCAGAUCUCACCAAACGUUCAUCGCUGUCGUCUCUAACGAACGGUAUUAUGGCGGCGAGCCGAACUGUGAGCUUGGAAGUAAUUCUCAUUUGUUUGGUCGGUUACGCCGUCCUGCAUUGCGUGGAAGCUCUAACUGCAGCUCCUUGUAAGCCAUCAGACUUUAAAUGUACGAACAGGAAAUGCAUCUCACGUGACUGGUUCUGCGAUGGCACCGAUGAUUGCGGGGACAACUCGGACGAACAAUAUUGCAAUAAAAUUAGCAUACAGACCUGCCCGCCUGGUUGGUUUGAAUGUCCACACAAACGUAGAUGCAUUCUUUGGAGCUGGGUGUGUGAUGGAAGGAGAGACUGCGACGGACUUAUAUCUGAAGAAAACUUCUGCGAAAAGUAUACGACGAAAGUACAGGACAACAGUGCUUCGAAACGGGAACUAAAGUCAUGGUUGCUACGAAAAAGAAAAUCGGGAUCCAGAGUAGACAGGUGGGGAUCUCAAAUCCAUCGAAUCGCCGUCGCUUUGCACCUGGCAGACGACACCACCUUCGGGCCCAACAACAGAACGGGGGAGGAAAUCCGGUACGAGCUCACGAUCCAACUGCUGCAUCGACUCUCGAAAGAUAAAAAGAUAAGCUCACAGGAGCUCGCACUGUAUAUACAUGCCCUGGUAGUGGCAUGCAUGGAACCGAGGGACUUCUAUGGCGACAACCUGGUUCGUGAGUUGCGCAGGAGGGUGGAGUCGGAUGGAAACUACACCAACCCCUUCCUGAUUCUCGCCUUGUGCAACGCGGGCGACGUUAUGACGAUCAAAGACUUGGAGAAAGUAACCGCAGCCUACGACUCACAGCAUAGGCCAUUCUGGACAGAUUCUCAGGCAUUGGCCAGUAUGGCCUUGGCCUGCAUUUCUUCUCGUAGUGACGUGUCCGUGGACGAGCGCACCCUCAAGGACAUGCUGCAGGAGUUGAAGAGGCGCCAGUUCAGGAAUGGGACUGUCGACAAUUACAAGACCACCGCUCUUGUCACUCAGGCCCUGUUCAUCCACGACUCUUACAAGAAGGAUUUCGACCUCGAGUCGGCCAUUCAGGUUUUAAUCGGCGGCCUCAACGGAAGCAAAUCAAUUCUGAAUGCCUAUUACAUACUUCCCGUCCUCCAUCAGAAAAGCUUGCUCAAUAUCAGUUCCAGUCACUGCAGCAGGCCGUCAGUUGCAGAAGAGGAAGCUUUAGAGAAAACUUUAGACAUCAAUGGAGAAACGACGAAUGUCCUGUAUUCUGUUUGGCUCGGUGACGAAAUGAAUUUGGCUCGAACUUGGCGACUAAGAAUGCGUGUGAACAGCACUAUUUAUGACGUUAUUGAGACGGUGGCAAAGAUAGACAACAGACAGAGAGUCGAGUACAACGUCGUGGAUGGUAAGCCGUACGUAGCCGCGGUGAAUGGAAAGGAAGAUGAUCCCGAGAUGGGGACUUUCUGGUUCAUAUUCCUAAAAAAUUCAAAUUCUGAUGAAGAUCCGAAGAUGAUAGAAGAAAGUCCCGUGGAUAUAAAACUGAAACCUAAUCAAGAAAUCAUAUUGUGGUAUAAGCGUGGUCCUUGGAGCGGCCAAAGUCUGAUACAGAAUUCUGUUACAUCAUCUUAAAUGUCUUACUAAAUAAUUAAAUAAUUUCCCUUUAUAUAUGAGUAAUUAUUAUUCUUAAAGAUUUUUGUGAACCAUUGCUUAAAUAAAAAGAGAUUUUUUAGCAUUCAA
Argiope bruennichi is the source of this 1757-nucleotide messenger RNA. RefSeq names its product cobalamin binding intrinsic factor-like. Lineage: Eukaryota; Metazoa; Arthropoda; Arachnida; Araneae; Araneidae. Gene Ontology annotation, molecular function: protein binding; cobalamin binding. The record is from RefSeq and is a predicted model, not a curated record. The transcript has 10 exons. Bases 75 to 1649 code for a protein of 524 amino acids. Gene Ontology annotation, biological process: cobalamin transport.